AUGAAGCGCGCUGCAAUUUUGGCGCUGCUUUUCGUGGUGGCUGCCCGCGCCGGCGACAAUGCGACGUGUAUCAGAUACAGCCCCGGCUCCGAGCCGGUCGUCCUGCGCCCCAACUUCCACACCGUUGGCCGAUGGUACCUCGAGAAGCUGAGGACCGACUCGAUCAUGCGCCAAGUGUACCAUCGCGUCAACGAAACGAGCUUCAACGAGGGCAUGGCGUACGGUGUCAUCCGCAGCAUGGCCAUCAUGUCCGUCGCCAACCUGAUUCUUGGUGGGUUUUGGUGGAAAAUGCCGGCAAAAACCUUGUCGCAGAUGUCGGCGCUGUGGGUGUUGGCGUACAUGAAUUCGCGGGAGGCGCGUCUCAUCCGACGUCACCAGACGCUGUCGAUGCUGAGGCGGCGAAACGCCGAAGUUCGCCGCCAGAUUGAGAACGAGCUGCACUCGUCCAUCUUCAAGCGCAUCCCGUCGGUGCAGCCGCGGACGACGCCCGCCCGA
Messenger RNA from Mesorhabditis spiculigera, 495 nucleotides. The record is from the annotation of a GenBank genome assembly. NCBI's taxonomy places the organism in Eukaryota, Metazoa, Nematoda, Chromadorea, Rhabditida, Rhabditidae.